Messenger RNA from Anguilla anguilla (European eel), 3501 nucleotides. Its product is annotated as toll-like receptor 8. NCBI's taxonomy places the organism in Eukaryota, Metazoa, Chordata, Actinopteri, Anguilliformes, Anguillidae. Gene Ontology annotation, biological process: toll-like receptor signaling pathway; positive regulation of interleukin-6 production; defense response to virus. Gene Ontology annotation, cellular component: plasma membrane. Gene Ontology annotation, molecular function: pattern recognition receptor activity; protein binding. The coding region runs from base 318 to 3419 and encodes 1033 amino acids. The record is from RefSeq and is a predicted model, not a curated record. The transcript is spliced from 2 exons.
CCGCAAUAACGGCAGUUCUCUCGGUGGCAGCUGUGCGGCGACUCGUCUCAGGUCUGAGCGUUCCAUCUGAUGAACAGCUCGUUAGAUGAGGAAGGAACUUUCAGGCCUCAAAAUUCUAAUUCGCACACCAGUGCUGGCGGAGCCAGCUAAAGAUGUCAUGAGCGUAGCCAACUGCAGGCAGACUACUUCCUGUUAACGCCUCAGUAACAGGCUCAGAGGGCCAGGGAGGCCGUACAGGCGGUUUCUGUUCUGACGUUUCAGAUGCAGUCCACGCUCUCCCGGGGAUUAAAAAAUAACAGCAUUUCAUCGGCGAUAUCAUGGCUACUGCCCUCUGCUGGUGGAACUGGGUGAUGCUGUGUCUCCUGCUCAGACAUGUUGGGUGUGGAUGGAAGCAUCCAUUUCCCUGUGAAAUCGUAGACUACAAUUCCACAAUCAAAUUUGAUUGCUACGGGCUUAGGCUGCGGGAAGUGCCUACGUGGAUCGCUCGGAACGCCACGGAGAUUUGUCUUGGCGAAAACCGUAUCAAAAACAUAUCUGCCAAAGCGUUCGAUGGACUGUGGAACCUGACGCGUCUCAAUCUCAACUGGGCGAACGACAAUCGUGCGGUGCAAAUCGCCGAUGGGGCGUUCUCGCAUCUAGCAAACCUUCAGGAGCUGAACCUCUGCGGUAUCGUUCUUCAGAAUGUUCCAGAAAACCUUCCUCGGGGACUGAAAGUGCUGCACCUCCGUAACAACAGAAUUACAUCGGUCAGCCGAGAAACCUUCUCUGAGCUUAAGAAUAUUAAUGAACUGGACUUGUCCAAAAACUGUUAUUACUGGAACCGUUGCGGCAAGGAGUACGAUGCUGGAAAUCGGAGCUUCUCGGACCUAACCGAGUUAAACAAUUUGAACUUGGCCUAUAAUAACUUAAGUAGUGUUCCAGAAGAACUACCAAGCUCUCUACACACCCUGAACCUCGGCUUUAACCGCAUAAGGCUGAUUACUAGUGAGGACUUCAGACGGCUGACCAACCUGAACGUUCUCCUGCUCCUGGGAAAUUGCCAACGAUGUCACAAUUCACCUUAUCCGUGUGAGCCUUGCGAAAACAUUGAGAUUCAUGACCGGGCCUUUCACUCUCUCACUAAACUAGAGACACUGAGCCUUGCAGGGAACUCUCUCAGGAUAAUAAAAAAAUCCUGGUUUGCAAGUUUGAGAAAUCUAAAAAUUCUGGGCCUCUCAUUUAACUUUUUAUCUGACACUAUUUCUACGGGUGGCUUUCUGGAUAAUUUACCGCAUCUGGAGUUAAUUGACCUGUCCUACAACUAUGCGCUGAAGGAGUAUCCCUCAACACGCAAGCUUUCAGCAGAUUUUUCUAAAUUAGUGUCUCUUAGGAUACUACAUCUACAGGGUUAUGUGUUUAAAGAAAUUUGCCAUGAUACUUUGAGUCCCCUGUCAGGCCUAAGAAAUCUCACUGUGUUGGAUUUGGGGACAAAUUUCAUCGUCCAUGCAGAUUCCGCUGUGUUUAAAAAAUUUGGAAAUGUCAAACUAAUAUAUCUGUCGGAAAACAGACUCUAUCCCACGACCAACAGUUCCCACGAAGACCGGUGCAGGAAGCUAUACGGAGACAAUGGCAUGGACGUCGGUCUUAAUCCAGGCCCCUACGUGAACCCUCUCUUGACAGGACCUGGCGAGAAACACAAAAUGGAUGACAGGUAUUCGCUAACGCGUGCUCUCGUGAAGGACGAAUGCUUCGCUUCGGGUCGAGUUCUGGAUCUCAGCUCCAACAACAUCUUCUUCAUCUCCCCAGUGCAAUUUGUGGAUUUUGAGAACAUCUCCUGCUUGAACCUUUCCAGGAAUGGCUUUGCAGCAGCUCUGAACGGAACUGAAUUCCUUCCUUUGUCGAACCUGAAGUACCUGGACCUGUCCUACAACAAGAUAGACCUGGCCUAUGACGGAGCCUUCUCUGAGCUAAAAAAACUGGAGGUGCUGGACCUGAGCUACAACCCUCAUUAUUUCAUUGUGUCUGGUGUGACGCACAAUUUCAAUUUUUUGGAGAAUCUGCCUUCUUUGAAAGUGCUCAAUCUGAGCAAUAAUAAUAUCUUCACUUUAACCAAUAAGACUAUGACAAGCAAUUCUCUUACAGAGCUGCAGUUCCACGACAAUCGCCUGGGAAUAUUAUGGAAAGUGAAUGAUGGCUCCUAUGACAAUCUUUUCAAAUAUCUGGUGAACCUGUCAUAUCUUGACAUAUCUCACAACGGCAUUAAAAAUAUUCCACAGAAAAUCAUGGAAAACCUACCAAAAAACAUAACUAAACUGUGUUUAGGCUACAAUUCAAUAGACGAUUUUGGAUGGCAUAAACUGACGUUGUUUCCCAACCUUCAGUUUCUAGACCUGAGCCACAAUCUCAUCGCAGAGGUGCCCGCGAAUCUUUCGGGCUUGUCGAAAAUGCUCGAGACGCUCGACCUGAGUCACAACAGAAUCGCGCGGCUGCCGGACGGCUUCCUGAGAGGCGCGGGGAACGUCCACGUGCUCGACCUCUCCUACAACCUGCUGAUCCACGUCAACAGGUCCGCCUGCGAGACCGCGCAGACGAACUACACCCAGGUGCUGCGUCUGGGCGGAAACCCGUUCCACUGCAUGUGCGACACCCUGGACUUCAUCCUGUGGCUGCGGAUGUCCAGGGACGUGAAGAUCCCCCGCCUGGCGAAGGUGGUCAACUGCGCCCUGCCGCCCGAGUGGCGGGGGAAGAGCGUGAUCGACUUCGACAUAACGCAGUGCAUAGACGACAGCGUAGCCUUCCUCUUCUACUUCCUGUCCGCCACCGUCGUCAUCCUCACCACGGUGUCGGCCGUCACCAUGCACCUCUUCUACUGGGACGCCUCCUAUGCCCUGCGCUACUGGAGGGCCCGGCUGAGGGGCUACCGCCGGCUGGAGUCGGGCGCCAACGACUACGACGCCUUCGUGGCGUACGACGCCGCGGACCCCCACGUCUCCGAGUGGGUGCUGAACAGCCUGCGGGCGGAGCUGGAGGAGCGGGGGGACCGGCUGCACCCCGUCUGCCUGGAGGAGCGGGACUGGACGCCGGGCACGCCCGUGCUGGACAACCUGAGCCGCAGCGUCGGGCGCAGCCGCAAGACGGUGUUCGUGCUGACCGAGCGCUACGCGCGCAGCGGCGCCUUCCGCAUGGCGGCGUACCUGGCGCACCAGCGGCUGCUGGAGGAGAACGAGGACGUGAUCGUGCUGCUGCUGCUGGAGCCCGUGCUGCGGCACUCGCGCUUCCUGCGGCUGCGCCGGCGCCUCUGCGGCCCCAGCGUGCUGGACUGGCCCCGGAACCCCGCCGCGCAGCGCUGGUUCUGGCAGUGCCUGCGGAACGCCAUCCGCGUGGACAACCAGGCCAUGUACAGCAAGGAGUACUCCCGCUACUUCACCAGCAGCAAGUGAAUCCGGCUUUACACAUGCACACGCACACGGACAUGCACAUGCACACACACGCACACAUGCACAUGCACAUGCACAUGCACUC